CUCAGGACAGAUUGGGUUGGUAAAUAAAACUUACAGUGAAUAUUGUUUUCUCUGGUGACGGAUCAAGGUCCGAGUGUGAAAGUGGCUGUUGUCUCUGCCCACUCCUGGCCUGUCCAGUUCCUUACUGGUCUCUGCAGCUGUGGACCUGAACACUCUGAAGGCUUUCAGUCUUUGCAGCAGGACGCGGAACUCUGCAGCCGUCUACAAUGAUUCCCAGGAUCACUCUGUGCUCCAGGUCUUUUCGACACAAUCCCGAUGUUUCGAGGACUUUAGAAGUUUUGUGCAGACCAUGGACGCGUCAUCCGGGAUUACCUGCAGCAAAUCGCGGGAUCCAUGUGGAUAGUCCUCCCAUCAUGCCAACUCUCAUCACCAGCUAUGCCCACGGCACCUCGUCCACAUCUUUGUGCCACACCACAGUUGCAGAGACGCUGCAGAGAACAGUGGAACGCUUUCCUGACAGAGAGGCAGUGGCCUUUCUAAAGGACGGCAUCCGCAAGACGUUUGCACAGUUUCAAGAAGAUGUGGAUCAGGCUGCUGCUGGGCUGUUGGCCCUUGGUCUGAAGAGAGGUGAUCGGCUCGGUAUGUGGGGACCCAACCUGUAUGAAUGGGUCCUUUUCCAGUUUGCCACAGCCAGAGCCGGUAUUAUACUGGUAUCUGUGAACCCAGCAUACCGGCUGAAGGAGGUGGAGUUUGCUUUGAAGAAGGUCGGCUGUAAGGCUGUAGUGUGUCCAACUCAGUUUGCAACUCAGAAGUACUGUGACAUGUUGAGGGAGAUUUGUCCAGAGAUAGAGUCUUCUACCCCAGGAGCCAUCAAGAGUGCUCGACUGCCAGAUCUACGCACUGUGAUUGUUCUGGAUAGUCGACAACCAGGAAUGUUUCACAUGGAGGAUGUGAUGCAGGCAGGCGGCAGCCAGCACAAACAGGAGAUUCAGGACCUCCAAAAGAAACUCUCGUUCGAUGACCCCAUAAACAUCCAGUUUACUUCGGGUACAACAGGAGCUCCAAAGGGUGCCACCUUAACUCACCACAACAUUGUUAACAAUGCCUACUUUAUUGGCAGACGAAUGGGAUACAACUGGAAGCCUCACACUCGUAUCUGUCUGCCUGUGCCUUUGUAUCACUGCUUCGGCUCUGUGGGUGGUGGGAUGUGCAUGGCUGUGCAUGGCACCUCCCUGGUCUUUCCGUCCCCAGGAUACAAUCCAAAGGCCAACAUAGCAGCUCUGGAGAGUGAAAGGUGCACUGUCAUCUACGGCACCCCCACCAUGUAUGUUGACAUGGUGAACCUGCCGGACCUGGACAAAUACGAUUUGUCAUCAGUUGAAUCAGGUAUCAUGGCUGGCUCUCCUUGUCCUCCAGAACGUAAGAAGAUUGUUUCCGACAUGGGCGUCAAGGGUAUAACAAUUGGUUACGGCACCACAGAGAACAGCCCUGUGACGUUUUGUGCCUCCCCAUUGGACAAUAUGGAGAGGAAGUCUGAGACAGUCGGGUACAUUGUGGACCACUUAGAGGCUAAAGUCGUGGACCCGGUUACUGGGGAGAUCGUACCUCUGGGGAUGAUUGGGGAGAUUAUGAUCAGGGGCUUCUGUGUGAUGUUGGAAUACUGGGGGGACGACGCCAAGACAGCAGAGUGCAUGACCAAAGACCGCUGGUACAAAACCGGGGACAUCGGCAAGAUGGACGGCUACAGCUAUUUGCGUAUUGAGGGCAGGAUUAAGGAUAUGAUCAUCAGAGGAGGGGAGAACAUCUAUCCAGCAGAAAUUGAACAGUUCCUGCACACACACCCGAAGGUCAUAGAGGCACAGGUGGUUGGAGUGACAGACGAGCGUAUGGGUGAAGAGAUUUGUGCCUGUAUCAAGCUGACUGAUGGACAGGACUGCACUGAAGAGGAAAUCAAAGAUUUCUGCAAAAACAACAUCGCUCACUUCAAGAUUCCUCGCUACGUACUUUUUGUAACCAGCUACCCACUCACUGUUACUGGAAAGAUCCAGAAACAAAAACUACGUGAGGAGGUUGAGGUGAAGCUUGGACUGAAGAAGGGAAAAUGAGAGGCUAGAUGUGUCUAUGGAGCUUUUAUAAUUGAAUACUGUAUUCCAAAAACAGCACUUAGCAAUACAUAUCCAUCAAUUGUAAAGUCUUAAAAGUUUUAAAGGAAUAAUAACACACCUCGAGCUUCAUGCAGGCAUGUGAUAUCUGUGCAUGAAACCAGUAUUGUGCCUGUUUUACUAUAACCAUCUGUUUACAAUACAACCGUUAAUUAAAGGUAUAAUACAAAUGUGAAUCCAAAAAUUAGUGGAAGUCUUACGGAACACAUAUUAAAGAGGGGCACAGAAUGAACUGAACCACACACCACUCUCCACAGUCCUUUUUCCUCCAGAAAGCUAUAAUAACAUUUUUUACAUUGACAUGAACGUUUUUACACCUUUAUUAAAACCAGGCAUGGGUGUUUCUCUUUUUACGGGAAGAGUGAAGGUAUUUUUAUUGAUCUCUAUGGCAGGUGCUUUCCUUUUAAGCCACUGGAAUGUGAUUCAGACACACGCACACUUACACAAACACUGAUUGGCUCACUGUGGAAAAUGAGAACUGCAUGGAGUUUCAAAAGAACAAGUAUUACAGACAUACACUUUGACUUUCAACCCGACCAAACCUGUAAAGAAUUUCCUCUCUAGUCUGACCAGGGUACAUGUGCUGUCCACCUGACGCUGGGCGGCAGGAUCGGAUGUCGUCUUCUGUCUAGACCUGAAGGACUCAGCCCAGAAAUAGCUCUUAAGAGCCCAGAAGAAAACAAACAGCACUCCUGGCAAUGAGAGGGAACCUCAAGGUUUAUUUAGCAUUUUUUAUUUUACAUAUUUUGGGGCUUGAAUUUAAUGUCUCAGGAUGUGGUAUUCUCCAAGCAAAGUGCCGAGUCUAAGAGCCAACCAGUUAGCUUUAACUUGUGCCACAGCAUCCGCCCUGCAUCUUGGGAAAUCACUUAAGCGGCCAAAGGAAUGUACAAGUUAGUGAACACACGUAAUGAACUUGUGUGGUCAUUCCUCCUUGUAAUACUGUAGUGUAUUAUAUACAUUUUAUACUUAAAUCAAUGAAAUUAAAUUGUCAUCAUCCUGUUUUUGUGCUCUUUGUGUAUAAAUAUCUUCAGCACUUGUACUGCCAGUGACAGAAGCCAUAAGACUGACAAUUCUCCCGGAUGACUAUGAAACAUACAUUAUCAGGGUUUCCCUUGGGUUUGUGGAGUACAUAGAGGCCUUGUUUGUGCAACCUUUUCCUCUAUAAACCAUCAGUUGUUGUA
Molecule: messenger RNA, 3283 nt
Organism: Sphaeramia orbicularis (orbiculate cardinalfish)
Lineage: Eukaryota; Metazoa; Chordata; Actinopteri; Kurtiformes; Apogonidae
Gene: acsf2
Product: acyl-CoA synthetase family member 2
Biological process (GO): fatty acid metabolic process
Molecular function (GO): medium-chain fatty acid-CoA ligase activity
Source: RefSeq, a predicted model, not a curated record